This is a messenger RNA of Loa loa (African eye worm), 339 nucleotides long. RefSeq lists its product as hypothetical. The coding region runs from base 1 to 339 and encodes 112 amino acids. Lineage: Eukaryota; Metazoa; Nematoda; Chromadorea; Rhabditida; Onchocercidae. The record is from RefSeq and is a predicted model, not a curated record. The transcript has 3 exons.
AUGACCGGUGGUACUUUGCGGUUGGACAAUUUUAUAAGAUUCAUCUCUCUUACUGCGUCUGUAUUGGUUCGGGUUGUAAGGCAGGUAGGGACACUGACUUGGGUCAAAAGGUCAAGAGGGGUCAAACGAGAGAUGCAACAUACAAGAAAAGCCUUGGGUUGUUUGUAUGGACAGGUAAUCGGUGAUUCAUUAGGAUCGCGGUAUGAAUUUCAACCUGCCUCAGUAGUUCAACAAAUGAUAAUCAAUGAUUCGGUACAGUCUUUCCUACCGAUGAUUGGUGGUGGGCCGUUUCAAUUAUUACCAGGACAGCCAUGCAACUUUCUAUUGCAUUACCGAUAA